CUCUUGCAUACGGAUCGCGGCAGCUAAGCCGGAGCGGAGUGUUCACAAACUAUCGUCUCGGCGGAAUAUACGAACUCGAAGCAUACUACUACACAAGGAUGUCCUACCAAGACCAGGGAUUCAAAGGCGUCGAGCAGGACCGUGGUGGCGUCGGUGACGAACUUCCGACGUACGAUGAUCUUGCGGCGAGUCAAGGGCCGAACUCGAGGUUUGGCCGCUGGCAGGGCUGGAUUGAGAAGAGAGCCGCUGAACGAUAUCAUGGCGUCACACCCGAAGAGCGCGAACGGCGGCGUCAGCGAGGAUGGGGCAACGAUCAGGAUCCUUCGUACCAAGCAACACAACAGAAUCUGGCGCCGUCCCAAGCGCCACCUCCGCCUCUCCCACCUCGCAGUAUCAAUGUACCAACGCCCAUGAUCACCCGCGAACCACCCACGCCACAACCCGCUCUGCAAAUCCGCACCGUCGAUCUCCUACGACAAGAAAGCAUAGCAGAGGCACCACCAGAAACCCCGCCCAUGCCUGCAUUGCCUUUCCUCCCGCAGCGCCUAAAGCCUUCGCAUCUCAAGAUGUUCAACUUCGGCUCGCGCUUCCUACCGCAUUCGACGGUACCCAUACGCUGCCUGCUGCCAAUCCUGUCUGACAGGCUCAUUCUUAUCGGCCAUGAUGAAGGACUGAGCGUCCUUGACCUUUAUCCUCAGCAUUGGGAUAAUGCGGGCCACAUAGUGCAGCGCGGGCCGGAUGAGGCGCAAGCGCGUACGAUUUGGACGGGUGAGGGUGUCUUCCAGAUGACUGUCUUGGAAGCGGAGAACACGGGAGAUGGUCGACCGCAGGGUGUCGUGCUUGCGCUUGUUGGGCCUCCAGCGACGCAGAACCACUCUGAGAGCGUGCGCUCGUUGCGCAUGUACAAUCUAUCCAGUCUCAUCAGUCUGGCGAAGUGGGCUGUGGCGAACAAGGUACGUUUGCCGCUUCACAUGUACGUGUCAUGCUUACUGUGUGUACAGGGCUCUAAGCCGCUUGAUCUCGCGCGCCCCUCACAUUGGAGUGCACAGUCCACGCCAACCAAGAAGCGCCACCGACCAACUAGCAGCAUCGCAAAGUCGAUUCAGAACUUUAUUGAGCGUCCGAAGCAAGACCACGCCGAGCCAAGCUCUUCUUCAUACCACAACCUGCUAUCGCCCUCCGCCACUCGUACCUCUCCCAACCCACUCACAAGCAACAAGAACGGACGCUCAAGUCCUUCACCCAGUCUGGGGAGCCUGAGGGAGGCCGUCGAGGCGAUUGAUGGGAGUCCGACCGAUCCUCAUCCGCAUUCACCGACGCGAGGGGAUAGCUGGGAUCUGGUCGACGAGCUGCCUUUGCGAUGGGCGACGGACUUUGUGCCGCUUGCAUCGCCGGGAUCGAGGCUACUCCAUGCGUCGAUUUUGUCGUACGCGUUGUGGAAGGACGAACAUCGCAAGGGCACUGGUGGGCAGCUUUUGGCAGUGUCGACGAAGUCGAAUAUUCUGCUGUAUGAGACGCCAAGGGGAGAGCGUGCAUUCCACUUUGUCAAGGAAUUCUACACCCCGCUCACCCCGCGGAGUAUCACUUUCUUCCAGCAGGCGGUCCAUGAGAUGGCACGGUCGUCUUCGGAUUCGUCGAAAUACCAUAAACAUGGGCAUGGGCGCUCAAAUAGCGGCAGCUCUAUGCAUGUCACAUCGGAGAGCCCGCGUGCGGCUCAUACUAUCGACUACGGCAUUCAUACCAGCCUGUUCGUCGUCUUCGAGAAGAAGGCCGGCUGGAUACGUCUUGCCGACUCGGCAGUGGGCGAGUGGGAGCUUUGGGACGAUCCAAGCGCGAGCGUAUCAUUGCAUUCAAAUCCCUCCGUCGCAAGCGCUGCUAGUCGACGCUCGCGAGUAUCUGUCGAUUACUCUCCUCACCACCCGAAAUGGAUUCCGCCAACACGCGUGCACCUCGAGCUAGGUGAAGGCCGUACGCAGGACUUGUACCUCCUGACAAGAGGCCUGGUCUCCCACCUCCUGCCAUGUCCCCUGCCGACACAUCCUCUUCCGCCGCUGCAUGCCAUGAUGUGGCAGUCACCGCCAGCCUCUGUUGUCGUGCGCCUUUGCGGCGUAUCCGAGUACGACGAGGGCGACGACCCCUUCCUGCAGGUCAUCGCCUCCGGCGACGACGGCGUCGAGGUGCGCGAGAUCCCGCUCGCCGCGCUCAUGACCAAGGGGAAGGGCAAAGGCAAGGCGCGACCCGUGGAAGAGCGCACCGCCUUCGAGGACCUCGGCGGCGGCGCCGCGCUCAUGUGCAGAGGUGGGCACUGGGACAAUCCCGAGCGCGCGUACUAUAGCAGCACUAUGGCGCAGGGCGGGUUCACGAGUGCGAUGUCGCCGCCGGGGCUGUCCGGCAGGCCAUCGCCCGGCGGGCUGAGGUACUCGGCGUCUAUGAGUUCGACGUCGACGUAUGGGAGUGUGGACACGGAGAUCAUGCUGCGCGACCUGAAGCGCGAGGAGGGCGUGUAUGGCGUAUGUCGGAAGGGACUGGAGGACUGGCGGGUGUUCUGGGUGGGCGGGUCGGCGAUGUAUGAAGACGACGAUGACGACGAGCCUCUGGGGGAACUCUGAGAAGCUACCUUCAAUAACGGGACACACAUAUCUACGGGAUUGGAUCUGUAUGUAAAAUACUACCUAAGCAUCGACGGACGAGCGAGCUUCCCCUCUUUAACCCACACCACUAUACCUCGAGAGUGCU
Schizophyllum commune H4-8 is the source of this 2736-nucleotide messenger RNA. RefSeq lists its product as uncharacterized. The record is from RefSeq and is a predicted model, not a curated record. The coding region runs from base 99 to 2609 and encodes 836 amino acids. NCBI's taxonomy places the organism in Eukaryota, Fungi, Basidiomycota, Agaricomycetes, Agaricales, Schizophyllaceae. The transcript is spliced from 6 exons.